AUCCUGUCCGAGGAGCGCGUGGAGCGGCCGGGGAAUCAGGUAAAAGCUGAGUGGAAGCCAGGACAGGGCAUCGUGGAGCUGCUGUCCCCUGCGGGGAAGUUCUGGCACACCAUGGGGUUCUCGGAGCGAGGCAAACAGUGCUUGCUGCCUGAGGAAGCUCUGUACCUGCUGGAGUGUGGCUCUGUCCAGCUCUUUUUCAGGGAUCUGCCCAUGUCAAUCCAGGAAGCCUACGAGACCCUGCUGUGCCAGGAGACAAUGACCCUGUCACAUUACCAGGUGUUCAGCCACUUGAAGCAACUGGGUUAUAUUGUACUGAGAUUCGACCCCAGCACUGUCCCGUCUCCCUACGAGAGGCAACUGAACUUGGAAAGUCACUGCAAGAGCUCUGGGAAACACCAUCGCAAAAGGAGGAGGAGUUCCAGCCCCCGGUCACAUGAAAAGAAACAUAAGGUAUCUGAGGACCUUCCAGGAGCUGAAGGGACCUCCAGCAAAGAUGGAGAUGACUGUGGAGACUCCAUGUGCCUUCCCAUGGAUGAAAAGCCCUUGUCAGUACAGCCAAAGGAAUCAGAUGCUGGCAGUGCAGAGCAGGAGUCAAACCCAGUUCCUCUUGAUACAGGACAAAAGAACUCUCUGAGUCCCUCCAGGAGCCAGGCUGAAGACCACAAGGAGAGCAGCAGUGGCACCCGUGCACCCCGCUGGGAUUUUAGCACCAUCACCUUUCCAAACGUGGCCCCAGACCAGCCGUGCACACACCUGCCCUCCCCUGACAGCAGGCUCCUGCCAGAGAACGUGCCAGGGAGGGAGGUUGAUGCAGUUUCCUGGUGCACACGCAUCAACCAGAAACAGGAGAAGCUGACCCGGAAGGAGAGGAGGCAGCGGGAGAGGGAGAGCAGGUAUAAGAGCAGCGUCAAUGCCGACCAGGAGGUGAGGCGCUGCUCCAACUGGCAGGAGUACAAAGCCCUUUUGGAGCAGAGGAGACAGCAGAGGGUUUGGAAACGACCAUCACAUCUCUGGGACCAAGCUGUCACGCCACUUCUGCGGCCAGAUGAAGCUACCUCGUCAGCUGCGCUGCUCCAGCAGAUCAGUGUGCUGCAGCCCUCCCACAUCCUGGAUGGAGCCUCCCGGCUGCAGGAGGACCCAGAGGCCAUGAAGAUAGACUUCAAUGUGUAUCAAGCAGAUGCUGUGUCCAGGUUUAAGAAGACAAACCCUGGGAAGCCAUAUGUCAGGAUGUGUGUUCGGAGCUUUGACGAGCAGAUCCCGUCCCUGCGGGCUCUGAAGCAGGUGACGUACCUGAGCGGGGACGUCCCGCUGGUCUUCGCACUGGUGGAUCACGGAGAAAUCACCUUCUAUUCACUGAAGGAAUUCAAGUUGCCUGUUGAUGUUAGUCACUGAAGCUGCUGUCACUUGCAGGAAUGGUAUGGGAUGAAGGGAAGAGCUCUGCUCAGGAUUUGUUGUCCUGAUCAAUCAAAUAUUACAGAAAAUAGAACCUGGAACCUUGGGUAGUUGACCACUUUAUGUCUGUAACAGACUUCACUUGCCCAGAUGGCUCAGGCAUAAUAGCAUGAUUUACAGCAAACAAGUGGGUAUGGCUUAGCUGGGCAUUUCUGGACUGGAGUCUUUGUUCUUGAAGCCGCUGGUUCUCCAGCUUUUUCACCUUGUGGACCACCAGUCUGCCUUUUUUGUCAUCUUUCACUGACCUGUGGACCAUUAGCAAACACCUUACCUGGUGAUCCUUGUCACAUGUUAAGAAGCACUGUGUGUUGAAUGGAGUGUCACUGAGGUCAGCUGGGGACAGAAUAAGCUGAUCAGUGGUGGUGUCCUGAGCCUCUGUCAUUCAGCUCUGCCAAUGACCAGCAGAUCAGAUUCUGAUCUGAAAAAGGCAUGGCCAUAAACUCAGUCACCUGGAGUAAAGUUUCCAGACACUCGAGAGCAGGAAAGUGUGCCUUUAACACAAUUUCAUCAGGCAGAGGUCACAGAAAGCCCCAGAGCAUUGCAGAUGGCACCUCAGCCUCGUGCUGCAGCAGCUGUGCUAAAGCAUGUUAAAGUUUGACCAGCACUGUCAGCACACUGUCUCUGAUAGUCUCACCAGGGCUGAACUGCAGCCUCUCUGUUUCAGCCCAACAUCCUCUUUCCUGGCUGUGGAUCCUUGUUAUUUCUCUUGCAAGUGAGAGAUCCCUCAGUAAAGAAAAAAGCUGCAAAUUCCUAAUGAGCCUUCCAGUCCUGUGGCUGUUGUCCUCCAAACCAAGGAUAUCAUUGCUUUCCACCAGGAUAUCUUGGUACCAAAUUUGCUUUAGCGUCUAUGCAAAAAGUGCCAGGUGCCAGAAGGUCUGCUCAGUGGAUGGAAGUGAGCUGAGCAUGGCUGUGUUUGGUGUCAAGAUUUUCAGAACUGUAAGAGCAACUGGUUUAGAUGUGUUUUAUUUGCUAUUUUUUUAAUUCCUUUUGGAGAUGUGGAGAAGGCUAAGCAAUAAAAAAAUCUUUUUC
Manacus vitellinus (golden-collared manakin) is the source of this 2481-nucleotide messenger RNA. RefSeq names its product tRNA splicing endonuclease subunit 54 (gene TSEN54). The transcript is spliced from 10 exons. Gene Ontology annotation, cellular component: tRNA-intron endonuclease complex. Gene Ontology annotation, biological process: tRNA-type intron splice site recognition and cleavage. Lineage: Eukaryota; Metazoa; Chordata; Aves; Passeriformes; Pipridae. The record is from RefSeq and is a predicted model, not a curated record. The coding region runs from base 112 to 1392 and encodes 426 amino acids.